AUGAAGAAACAGGAUGAAGUGAGAAGGUUCAUCCAGAAGUUUGAUGUUGGGUUGGUUGGGAUCCUUGAGCAUAAGGUGAAGGGUGCCAAUCUUAACAAGCUUUACCAAAGAGUGUUUACAUGCUGGUGUUUUACAGGAAAUGUUAGUUUUCAUAAGGGAGGAAGAAUAGUGGUAGGUUGGAAACCUGGAAGUUUUAUUGUGAGUGUUGUAGCUGUUACAGCUCAGUUGAUUCAUUGUCAUGUCACCCCCAUUAGUGGUAAAAAUGGUUUUUAUUGCACAUUUGUAUAUGCAUUUAAUGAAAGCAAGCAGAGAAUUGAGCUAUGGAGAGACUUGAAGGUGUUAAACACACAGGAUCCUUGGAUUAUGUGUGGAGACUUCAAUUGUGUUAUGUCUAGUGAGGAGAGAAUAGGUGCACCUGUAAGGCAAGCUGAAAUAACUGAUAUUAAUAGUUGUAUGCAUGUUUGUAGUAUGGAGGAUGUGAAGAGUGUAGGGAACAUGUUUACCUGGAAUAACAAACAGCAGGGUUCUGCUAGGGUGUUUUCUAAGUUGGAUAGGGUGUUAGCUAAUCCAGCAUGGCAGAGUGAGUAUGUUGAUGCAAAGGUGUGUUUUAUAAAUGAAGGAGACUUUGACCAUUUCCCUGGUCUGCUUACAGUAUAUCCAAGACUUGCAGGAGGGAGGAAGCCAUUUAGAUAUUUCACAAUGUGGAAGACAGCUCCUACUUUCAAUACCAUCAUCCAGGAUGUAUGGAGGGAGCAGUUAACUGGAAGUAAGAUAUAUGUUCUAGUGACUAAAUUGAAGAAGGUUAAAGUUGUUCUGAAAGAGCUCAAUAAGAAGGGUUUUACUGAUAUCCAGGCUGCUGAAAUUAAAGCUCAUCAGGCAAUGUUAGAUGCUCAGCAAGCCAUGAACUCAAAUCCUACAAAUUCAAAGCUAGCUGAUCUAGAGUUAGAUGCCAUCAAGGAAUACAAAUUGCAUCAUCAAGUCUAUAUGGACUUCUUAAAGCAAAAAGCCAAGCUGGAGUGGAUCGAAGCUGGUGAUGAGAACACUUCUUUAUUCCAUCAGAGUAUCAAGGCCAGGACUGUUUAG
Spinacia oleracea (spinach) is the source of this 1083-nucleotide messenger RNA. RefSeq lists its product as uncharacterized. Bases 1 to 1083 code for a protein of 360 amino acids. The transcript has a single exon. Gene Ontology annotation, molecular function: catalytic activity. The record is from RefSeq and is a predicted model, not a curated record. Lineage: Eukaryota; Viridiplantae; Streptophyta; Magnoliopsida; Caryophyllales; Amaranthaceae.